AUGCAAACUUUCAGCUCAACAGACUCAAUAAAUGUUAAGGCUGGUGACAUGACAAUCAAGGGAAGCAGCGACGAACUUGCAACAGAAAUGCAACUGCGGGAAGAGAAGACAUGCCAGACUGCUGAUGAAAGCAAACGAGAGAUCAGUAUUGCUUUGAAAAUGUGGAAAGAGACUUUGGAAGCGGAAAACAAAAAAGAAGAUUCUGGGAUUUUACGACUGCCAUUAUAA
Molecule: messenger RNA, 228 nt
Organism: Necator americanus (New World hookworm)
Lineage: Eukaryota; Metazoa; Nematoda; Chromadorea; Rhabditida; Ancylostomatidae
Exons: 3
Coding region: 1-228 (75 amino acids)
Source: RefSeq, a predicted model, not a curated record